Trematomus bernacchii (emerald rockcod) is the source of this 4180-nucleotide messenger RNA. It is a transcript of the gene ap1ar, whose product is annotated as adaptor related protein complex 1 associated regulatory protein. The record is from RefSeq and is a predicted model, not a curated record. Bases 131 to 1027 code for a protein of 298 amino acids. Gene Ontology annotation, biological process: regulation of Arp2/3 complex-mediated actin nucleation; negative regulation of cell motility; negative regulation of substrate adhesion-dependent cell spreading. The transcript is spliced from 10 exons. Lineage: Eukaryota; Metazoa; Chordata; Actinopteri; Perciformes; Nototheniidae. Gene Ontology annotation, molecular function: AP-1 adaptor complex binding.
AGGAAGGAGGAUGAGGAAGUGGCUGCUGGAGCAGGACUGGAGAUGUAGCUUCCCACACCAAUGCACCAGCAUCUGUCAGGACUUUACUAGCUAGUAGGCUGCUAGAUAAUAGUAAUAUUUUUAAAAUGCGAUGGGUAACUGCUGGGCAUACUGUGCUGGGUUCUUCAGGAGAGAAGCUAACAGGAUCCAGAGAGGAGGCGGGUCCAAAUACUUCCGGAGCACCACCACAGGGGAACAUUAUACAAUAGAGUUUGAAAAUCUGGUAGAGAGUGAUGAGGCUGAGAGCCCACAGCCCUGCCCGAGGCCCAUCAAUGAAGAGGAGAUCAAGAACCUCAAGGAGCACCGCUACGCCGCGCUCCAAGAUCAACAGAUCCUGAUCGACCAGAAGCUGCAAGCGGAGUUAGAGGCACAAGAGGAGAAGUUGAGGCUAGAAGAGGAGGCUAGAAAUGCCGCCCAGCGCGAGGCCGCCAGGUUGGCGCGUGAACGAAAGUUGAAGGAGCAGCUGCCUGCCCAGAGGACACGGGGGAAAGCAGAUGGCUCCGGCGGAGAAACGCAACAAAGAAAGGCUCCUGGGGAUUUUGACGUCUACCUCCAUCAUGUGAAGGCCCAGUCGGACGCCUUCAGGAGCAACAGACUGCCGUCGGACACGAACGUAGUGACCCCCAACACUGAGUAUAGCUGGGACUUCACCACCAAGACGCGCUCCACCAACGACGACGGCACCUCGCUGGAUCUAGAGUGGGAAGACGAGGAAGGAAUCAAUCGUGCUCUUCCAGCCUGGGAGAGGUCCCGGACGGAGGAGGACAUCCUGCGCGCCGCCCUGAAGCCCGGGGGCAAGCAGGUGACCAGCGGGCCCACCUCUACCUCGGAGGACUCCAACGCACUGGAGUGGGAGAACGAUUUUGUGAGUACGCUCCCAGAGGACAGCUUAGACACUGAAUUCGAAGGGUUCGUCAAUCCCGUCCUAGACACUCCCACCGAGGACGCGUUGGACCGCGGCCUCAAGUUGGACCUCCAGGACAGAUAGUGUUCAGCACCAAAGGAGAUGUUUGUUCUGUCCUCUCUAUGUCCAAGCUCACCAGCGUCUGCCUCAUCGAAUGGAAACUCUUCAUAUUUCUGGACUCUGACGCUGCAGGAAUACGUCACGCUACUCACUACAGUUCGCUGUAGUGAUGUCUUUAUCAAAUACUCAUUUUUUCAGUGCCUUCAUUUGCCAUAUUAGCCGACCAUAUAUGCAUUGUAAAUUAAACAGAUCAGUUACCAUCCAUUACAAUUUGAGACAUUGUGUGAAAAAGAAAUUCUAGGCAACUGGCAGCUAACGUUAGCUUAAAGCUGCAUUCACAUGAUUCGUGGUAAAACGGCUUAGCGGUGCAAGCUAGCAGGGAGGUAUCAUAAGUAACUAAUCUAAACUCGCUGUUUUCACAGCAAGGCUCUGCGCCCGAACCUCGUGUUGAGCAAAGAGAAAAUUGUGUAUCAAGUGAAUGCAGCUCAACAGAAACCUUGAUCCUUAAACACAUAGUUAAUUAUACAGUUAAAAUAAAAAGAAACGACUUAUCUGAAAUCUCAAGUGCCACACAAAUUUACCUCAAGGCGGUUUAAAGUUAGAUUAUUUUAGCUACAGUGGGGUACAGUUUCGAUAAUCCAGCAUUGGAAAUGAUUUCAACCCGAGGAGUUUACGGCACACAACACAAGGUGAAAGUAGCAAGCAAAAACGUUUUAAUUGACGACAACAAAGAGAUGCACCAACGUUUUUUCAACGCGCUUUGAUAAAACAAACCCUGAUUAUUAUUUAAAAUGCACAUGACAGUGCCCAGGCAAUAAUACAGAAAAUACUCCAACAUACUCGAGGAAUAAAAAACGCUGUGUGUUUUAAUCACUGACGGAAACUACACAUUUCACUUGAUGUAAGUUAUUCCUGUUCUUUUUUAAAGCCCAGCAUGAGCAUGUCUCUGCAUUUGAACUAUCCUAACUGUUUAGUAGGGCUCUAACAAAACAUUGAUCUGGAUCAUUCAGUGUUUAAUGAUCUGUUAUCAUCCACGCAAAGUGAAAACAUUAAUACAUAUAAGACAAGCCCUUGUUUUUUUAAAUAAAUAAAAAAUCAGAUUUUCAUAAAAGAGCCCAUUCACACAAUUGUAAAUAGAAACUGACUGUGGUAAACAGGUAUAUGAUAUUGUCCCAUAUCGAAUGCAGACCCCUAAACUGAAUGGAAAAUUGUGAUAUCAGCAAAUAUGUUUUUAGGAAAAGUUUAUAUAUCUUACCAAUACAAAACAUGUUGUUUACGUCCCUACGAGCUAGCAGCAGCAGACUAUCCUGACUUUUGGUUUGUAAAAAAAACACACAAACAAAAAGCAUCAACAAACUACAGCAUCCUGUUGAUGAUGCAGUGUAAUAGCACAGCCACUGUUUCCACAUUUCAAGCCUGUACCCAAGAUUGUUUCUGCAGUCGCUCGGGGUGGUGUUUUGUUAUUAUCAUCACUAAAUUGUUGAUUUAUUGCACAACAUUUAUACUUUUUGUUUAAUUUGUUACUGUUUAAUUGAAGGUGGUAAGCCAGAGCAUGUCAUAAAGAAGCAGCCACUAAAAUAAGUCCUGGGGUUUGUGAUGUCACAAAGUCAGAGGAUUAUUGCCAAUAUGGGGCCCGUCAAAUGUAAGACUGCGUAACUGAUAACUGUAGAAGAUCAACAAAUAUGGUACGUAAUGUAUGAGACACCCAUUCAAAUUCAAAGGCUUUCAUAUUUGAUUAAAUUUAGCAAUAUUCAGGUCAGCGUACACAAGAAUAAAGAAACACUCUCACUGUCCAUUUUCAGUCAAAAGCACAGUGGUUUUAUGUUUUUAAAUAUACAUAUUUCUUAUAACAUCUGCCAACAAAAAAACAUUUUAUACCAUUUUCUUUUAGUUAAAAGACAAUAGCACAGAACAGCGACAUCAUUGCCACAACACAUAAUAUAUUAUGGAUUAUUAAGGACAGUGUUUUUAUGCUUCUACAUAUAUGCAUAAAUUCCCUAUUUCAGAAAUAAAUAAAUAUCUAAACUGGCCUUUUUUACAUCUCAUCUUAAUUCCAGUAAUUCUCUUCAACUGUAUCUUUUUGUUAUUGUGGAUAAUUAUUCUGAUAUACAGAGGAAUAGCUGCAGAAUGUACAACACAUGUGGAACAAAUGUACCAGCUUAGAACAAUUGCUGUUGAUUUCUGAUUGGUUUCUGGCAUUAGUUGUUCAAAAUGUGUUCAAAUUAUUUAAUUUGAUAUGAAAUCAUUUAUCGUUUAUAAUUAAAGCAAUAUUUUGUGGAGAUAAUGUGAAAAGAUAGAGGUCAGGAAACAUUCAAAAUGUGACGUAAUAAUAAUAUGAAUAGAUAUAAUGCUGCUCUCCCGAGGAAUCUGCUGUAUACAUGAAUCUACUUCCUGUGCUUAGACCUUCGCAGACGUUUGUGCUUCACGUUGAUUAUUUAACCUGUUUGAAUCAAAGGUAGUUCACUGAUUGCACUCUGAUUUUUGAUUUUGGUGUUAUCUCUUAGAAAACUUUCACUGAAAUGAUUUGUAUUGUGUGUGUGUGUGAGGAGAAAACUGAUCCGAGGAAUGGGCACUGCUGUUUGAAGUGUGUAGACAAGACCAAGUUGAUUUUUAUUUUUUUUUAUUUGAGUGUGUCAUUUAAGAAAUGUUGAACACAUUGACUUUUGGUGUGAUAACAUUAUUUCUGAUUAAUCACUGUAACUUUUCUGUACGUUUACAUUCCUUGUCACACUGAGCCUGAAAUCAAAUAUAGAAAAAAUGCAUCUUGCAACACCUACAGUGUAAUGACCAAAUACAAUUUGAGAUGAAGCACAGCUAAUUCUAACUUUUAGCCAGUGUGAAAUAUCGCCUUAAAAAGGACAAAGUACAAAACUCAAGAGUGACAAACCAAAGUUAAAGGCGAUUUUAGAGAACUUCAAAAAGCAUCGCAAAAAUAUGUACAAGUUCAUCAGAAUACACAUUAAAUAAUCUACAAUACAUGUUAAAAAAAAUAUGGGGCUGUCUUUCAUUUAUAUUCCACUGUGUUACUUUGUGUUUUGUUUCAUCUCUGAACAUUUUCAAGGGUCCAAAUCCCUUUAAAGAAAUCUAUACUGAUGAAACACUGUAAGAUCAUGCACCAAAGCCUAUUUACUCUGUACAGCUUAUCAUGUUUUAUUAAAGUUGGUUAUAGUAUCUUUA